AUGGAGCAAGAGCACCCCAAGGAUGUCGUCGAUGGCGACGUCGACAUGAAGGAAAGCCCCGACGAAUCUAGUGUAGACAUGGAAGGCAACCCUGGGCAAGACGAGCCUCACGACUUAUUCCAACUGAUUCAUGACCUUUCAAAGUAUCUAUGUAGCGUCGAAGAAGGUGGCGAAGAGCUUGCGGCUGGGUUUCAGCGCAUUCCGAACAGACGCCUUUUGCCCGACUACUUUGACAUCAUUGCCGAGCCUAUUGCCUUCAGUACCGUCCGAAGCAAAAUCCAAAAGAAGCAGUACACUGCCUUCUCCGAGUUCGUCAAAGACGUCGCACAGAUAUGCCACAACGCACAAGUCUACAAUCGCCCUUCAGCGCCUAUCUUCGGUGCUGCUGAACGACUUCGAGAGAUCCUCCAAGAGGAGCUCAAGAAACUCGUUGAGAGUGGCGACAUUACAGCCGAUGAUGCGCGUCUGCCAGACUUGGGAGAGCUGCCUCCUGUCGAAGACUCGCCUUCGCAGCAGUCCGAGGACGAAGACGAACAGGAAGGAACCAGAGGGCGAAAUAACGAGGAGGACGAGGACGAGGACGAGGACGAUGACGAGGAAGAGGAGGAAACCGAUGAAGACUCCGGCGAUGAAGACUACAAAGGGCGGCGGGGAAGACGCUAUGCUUCCAAUCGAAGAAGCCGCAGUAAUGACAAAGAUGCAAAGUUCCAGCAGAAAAGAGGCCGUCCACCAAUGGUUCUUACUCCGACAGAAGCCAGAAUAUUCUCGCUCCUCAAGGAGCUCAGGAAAAUCAAGGAUGCAGACGGAAACGCACUUGCGGUGCCUUUCGAGAGGCUUCCGGAUAAAACGAUUGUUCCAGACUACUACCAAAUAAUCGCAAACCCCAUCGCAUUAGACAACAUCAAGAAGAAGACGAAGCGAAAGAAGUACCAGUCAGUCGACCAGGCGCUAUCAGACCUUGAGCUCAUGUUUGAGAAUGCCAAGGCGUAUAAUGAGGAUGAUAGCCCAGUGUACGAAGCUGCUGUGAAACUACAGCAGCAAGCCCGGGUACUGGCAGAACAAGAAAAGCUCAAACCAGAUGACGAUUUCCGUGACGAGGAUGGCAAACUCCCUCUAGCAAGCAUCGAAUAUAGCGGGGAAACUUGGAGAGUUGCAAAGCCCAUUGUUGCUCAAAUAUUCCGCACAUGGCAAGAUCGUGCUGGUCAGAAGUGGAUUAAUGCUUGUUGGUACUACAGGCCAGAGCAAACAGUUCAUCGUUUCGAGAAACACUUUUAUGUACACGAGGUUGUCAAGACUGGUCAAUACCGCGACCAUCCGAUUGCAGACGUUAUCGACCGCUGCUACGUAAUGUUCGUCACUCGAUUCAACAAGGGACGUCCCAGGGGGCUGGCGCCCGAUAAGGACGUCUACGUUUGCGAGUCUCGGUACAACGAAGAGAAGUUCCACUUCAACAAAAUCAAGACGUGGGCCAGUUGUGUUCCUGACGAGGUGCGGGACAAAGACUACGAGAUGGACCUGUUUGAUGUCCCUCGUCAAAUGAAGAAGAUACCCAGUCCAAUCAAACACCUCCUGCGCGACGAUGCCAAAGAAACAGAUGAGCUCCCGCGACCUACUUGGGGAAGCCCAAAUGCUCCCCCCAUCAUCGGCGCCGUGCAUCGUCGCCCGCCAGGACCAAAUGAAUCACCCCCUCCAGAUCUCAUGAUGCCUGCAAUGCCUGCCGCUUCCAAGAUUCCCGCAGAACCAACUCAGCGCCUUCCCAUAAAUCCUGGAGUUAAAGAUCCGGCAAGCGAGGCGGCAAGAAACGGAGCCAUCCCUUACGGCAUGGUCGGUGCAGUGCCACCUCCUAACCAGUAUUACGGACAUGUUACACCACAUUUCCAGCCAGUCCCUCCAAACGCCGGAGCUAUACCACAAACGCCAGUUCCCAUACCUCAUCAACCACAGCAGACGCCUCCUCCUCAUAUGCCGAUGCGAGCAAUGCAGUACCAAUAUCAACCUCAUCAGCAACCUGCAUACAUGCAAAAUUACAACGGCUAUGCCCCGUCGCCAGCAAUGCCCAUGCACCAUCAACCAGUGCCCAGUCCUCGGCCAACAGGGUAUAUGCAAGGUCACACUGCGACAGUGCCCAGGCCGCCGGGGAUGGGGACCCCGGGUGUUGCUCAGCCACAUGCCAACAUGUACAAUCCGCCGCGUCCCCCCGAGGUGUACACAAUGCCAGAUAACAUGAACGAGUAUUUACCAGAAGCGGUGCGACGGGAGUUUCAGCACGAUGAAUCUGGCAGAGUACUGUUCUUUUCAGCUGCCCCUCUUGAUCGUUCAUGCAAUGGCCUUUCGCCGCUGAGCUCGGGGCUCGGACACAGUGCCAAAUACCUUGCUGGGCGGAGCAAGUGGCUAGCUGAACGCGAAAAGAAGCGAAAGGAUAGAGACGAGCUGUUGAGUGGGCUACGAGAAAAGCUACGGCGCACAGGGCUACAACCUGACGAAUCCCCAGCCAUCUCACAAGCCGCUCAUUCAAUGGAACUAUUCUUUCAGCACCUUGGCCAAGACACUGAGCGUCUAAAAGAGGAUGUCGGGCUGUAG
This is a messenger RNA of Trichoderma aggressivum f. europaeum, 2580 nucleotides long. RefSeq lists its product as uncharacterized. Gene Ontology annotation, cellular component: RSC-type complex. Gene Ontology annotation, molecular function: chromatin binding; protein binding. The coding region runs from base 1 to 2580 and encodes 859 amino acids. NCBI's taxonomy places the organism in Eukaryota, Fungi, Ascomycota, Sordariomycetes, Hypocreales, Hypocreaceae. The transcript has 5 exons. Gene Ontology annotation, biological process: chromatin remodeling; transcription elongation by RNA polymerase II. The record is from RefSeq and is a predicted model, not a curated record.